CCUCUACAACUUACACAUGCCUUUUGGUCCGUCCGUCUUUAAAUCUUAACCUUCCGAUUUUCCUUCAUAUAUACCCCUUAAAACCCGACUAGUGUUACUCACACACACACACUUUACUUGAUCUCCUUUUCUUCAAACAUCCAUCAUGUUUAAGUUUGCAAAAGAAUCACACAUGUAUCUCAUCCUAACCCUAGUAACCAUCUCUUUUUUUCUACAUGAUCUCUUAAUGUCUAUCUUAGUCAGCAACUACAAUAUCUCUAUAUUUAUACUAAUUAUCACUAUCUUGGCCUUCUACUUCGUGACCAAGCCUCGAACCGUCUACUUACUUGAUUUUGCUUGUUUUAAGCCUCCCCCAAUGUAUAGGAUACCCUAUGCCACUGCAUACGAACAUGGACACAUCUUAUUAGCCAAAUUGCAGCCCGAAAGCUAUGCAUUCCAAGCUAAGAUCUUUGAGCGGGCUGGGUUGGGUGAAGAAACAAGUUGUCCUGGAGCAUUACAUUACUUACCACCAAAUCCAAGUUUAAAGGAUGCUAGAGAAGAGACCGAAUUAGUCAUUUUCUCGGCUUUGGAUUCUUUGUUCAAGCAAACGAAGAUUAGUCCUGAAGAUAUCGAUAUUUUAAUCUUGAACUGCAGCCUUUUUAUUACUACCCCGUCUCUUUCAGCUAUGGUGAUUCAUAAGUACAAAAUGAGAAGUAAUGUGAAGAGCUAUAACUUGUCAGGAAUGGGGUGUAGUGCCGGUCUAAUUUCCAUUGACUUGGCUAAACACCUCCUUCAAGUUCAUCCUGAAUCUUAUGCACUAGUUAUAAGCACUGAAAUUAUUACCCCUAAUUCUUAUAUGGGUAAAGAAAGAUCGAUGCUCCUCCCAAACUGUCUGUUCAGGAUGGGAGGUGCAACGGUCCUUCUGACGAACAAAAAGUCCGUACGUAAACAUGCAAAGUACAGCCUUUUGCAUGUGGUACGGACACACAAAGGUGCCGAUGAUAAAUCUUAUGGUUGUGUUACACAAGAAGAAGAUGAAGAAGGCCAUGUAGGAAUAUCCCUCAAUUUGGAUCUCAUGGUAAUAGCAGCUAAAACCUUGAAAUUAAACAUUAGCAUACUCGGAUCAUUAGUUCUUCCAUUAUCCGAAAAACUUCACUUUCUUUUGAACCUAGUUGAGAGGAAAAUCUUUAAGCUUAAAAAGAAACCAUACAUUCCUGAUUUCAAAAAGGCGUUCGACCAUUAUUGUAUCCACGCAGGAGGACGGGCAGUUAUUGAUGAAAUCCAAAAGAGCUUGAAGUUAACCGCUGAACACGUGGAGGCGUCCAAGAUGACAUUGUAUCGGUGGGGGAACACAUCUUCGUCGUCGUUAUGGUAUGAGCUCGGAUACAUAGAAGCAAAAGGAAGGAUGGAGAAAGGUGACAAGGUUUGGCAAAUCGGCUUUGGAAGUGGGUUUAAGUGUAACAGUGUUGUUUGGAAAUGUAAUAGAGACAUUGAUGAAAUCCCGAAAACUGGAGCAUGGGCCGAUUGCAUUCAUAAGUACCCUGUUUGUGUCCCAGAAGUGGUUAAGAUUUAAGAUAAUUAAGCGGAGGUCUAAGAUAAUUGGUUGUGGAUUAUUAUAUUAUAAUUGUAGAAAAAUAUAUAAAAGUGUGUGUGUAGAUCUAUGUGUGAAGUAUUAUUUCCUUUCUAAACCAAAAAUAAAAAGCUUUGUAUUCGUUUGCAUGAUAAAGUGUGGUCUCUCCGUAGCAAAAAAAAGACAUGCAGUAAAAAUGUAACAAGUCAUUGAUGUAACUUAAUUUUCAUCGUCUGAUCGAAAUCGAUUGGAUAUUAUAUUGUUUUAAUCGAUUAAUUCUUUAA
Messenger RNA from Erigeron canadensis, 1833 nucleotides. RefSeq names its product 3-ketoacyl-CoA synthase 5-like. Gene Ontology annotation, biological process: fatty acid biosynthetic process. The record is from RefSeq and is a predicted model, not a curated record. Bases 146 to 1552 code for a protein of 468 amino acids. Gene Ontology annotation, cellular component: membrane. Lineage: Eukaryota; Viridiplantae; Streptophyta; Magnoliopsida; Asterales; Asteraceae. The transcript has a single exon. Gene Ontology annotation, molecular function: acyltransferase activity, transferring groups other than amino-acyl groups.